CAUUCUGGUGCUUAUCCGGGGAUGUCACACCGCUGCUAUUUUCUCCCCACAGUCCCUCUCACUCUCUGCUCUCAGCACCAGCGGACAAGAACGGGGCUUUGGAUAGAAAGAAACGCAUAUAGAUACCAGACAAAAGCCAGUUAUGGCAGAGGUUGCAGUCGGGAGCUUGCCUUUAGUGGAUCCUGUUUUUAAUUACCAAGAGCACGAACUCAACGACCGACUGAAACGGCUCUACCCGGCUGUGAACGAGGAAGAGACCCCUUUACCCCGAUCCUGGAGCCCCAAGGAUAAAUACAGCUAUAUUGGGCUGUCACAGAACAACCUGCGAGUCCAUUACAAAGGUCACGGGAAGAACCACAAGGAUGCGGCAUCAGUGCGCGCGACACACCCCAUCCCGGCGGCCUGUGGGAUUUACUACUUUGAAGUCAAGAUUGUCAGCAAAGGUCGAGAUGGGUACAUGGGUAUAGGCCUGUCUGCGCAGGGGGUCAACAUGAACAGAUUACCGGGAUGGGACAAGCACUCAUAUGGUUAUCACGGAGAUGAUGGCCACUCCUUUUGCUCCUCUGGGACAGGACAGCCGUAUGGGCCGACCUUCACCACUGGAGAUGUGAUUGGCUGCUGUGUGAACCUAAUCAACAACACAUGUUUUUACACCAAAAAUGGCAUAAGUCUAGGUGUUGCCUUCACAGACCUCCCUCCAAACCUGUAUCCCACUGUGGGCCUGCAAACUCCCGGAGAGAUUGUAGAUGCUAACUUUGGCCAGCAACCCUUUGUCUUUGACAUUGAAGACUACAUGAGCGAGUGGAGGGCCAAGAUCCACGGCAUGAUCGCUCGCUUCCCUAUUGAAGAAAGACUGGGGGAGUGGCAAGGGGUUCUGCAAAAUAUGGUGUCUAGUUAUCUGGUGCAUCAUGGGUACUAUGCCACCGCAACAGCCUUUGCCAGAGCCACACAGACCACGAUACAAGAGGACCAGUCAUCGAUAAAAAACAGACAAAGAAUACAGAAGCUGGUGCUGGCAGGUCGUGUGGGUGAAGCCAUAGAAGAUACUCAGCAGCUGUACCCAGGACUCCUAGAUCACAACCCCAACCUCCUGUUCAUGUUGAAGUGUCGUCAGUUUGUAGAAAUGGUCAAUGGUACAGACAGUGAAGUUCGGCGUUUGACCGUCCGCUCGCCCAAGUCCCAGGACAGUUACCCAGGGUCACCAAACCUCAGUCCUUGUCGCGGGCCCAACAGCACACCCCAGCACACCAGAGGAACAGACAGUCCCACCUGCAGUAACGGAGUGACACCUCCCAACAAGACAAAGCUUCAGGGGGUUGUGGGCAGUAGCAAAUAUCCCAGUGCAUCCUCCUCAGCCUCUUCCUCCACCUCCUCCUCCCCUUCAUCUGUCAACUACUCCGAGUCCAACUCCUCCGAUUCCACCAAAAGCCAGCCACAUAGCAACCAAGAGACAAGUGACAGUGAGAUGGAGAUAGAAGCAGAGCAUUACACCAAUGGAGUGGUAGAGGGCUCUACUGCUCGAAUUAUGAACGGCACCUACAAACAUGAAGAGAUCCUUCAACCAGAUGACAACAGCAUCGGCAAUGGGGUCAUAGGCACAGAGGAGUGUAGUAAUGGCCGACAGCUGUGUGGAGGGAACCAGGCAGCCACUGAGAGGAUGAUCCAGUUUGGACGAGAACUGCAGGCGCUCAGUGAACAGUUGUGUCGAGAAUACGGCAAGAACAACACGCACAAGAAAAUGUUACAGGAUGCUUUUAGCUUGCUGGCUUACUCUGACCCAUGGAACUGCCCUGUUGGACAGCAGUUAGAUCCCACACAGAGAGAGGCACUCUGCUCUGCACUCAACAGCGCCAUACUGGAGUCUCAGAAUCUGCCCAAGCAACCCCCCCUGAUGUUGGCACUGGGUCAAGCCACAGAGUGCGUGGAGCUGAUGGCCAGAGUCCGCUCCGGCUCCUGCUCCUUUGCCAGAGUAGAAAACUUUUUGCACUAGCCCAUGGCCAGGGUAACAUAAAGUAGCACUGAGAGAGGGGUAUGUUCAGCAGGUAGUUCCCAUGGCGAAGAAGGAGCAAGUAUGUGUUUUGAUUGGUGCGUUUGAUGUCACGUCAGACUACGCCUCACCGGAGGAGCGCUGGAGAGCCGUGAAGAAAGUCUCCUUUUUAAUUUAGUAUUAUCAAAUAAAAUGUGUGACACUAUUUAAAGAUCAUUAAUUAUUAUUCUGUUAUCUAGCUAUUUUUAGUUAUUUGAUGUCAGUUUGUUGUGCUUAUCCUGGACAGUUUUACAAAUUGUAAUGGCCCUAUAUUUUCUCUUCUCCUGGAGCUGGAGAUGAUUCCUUAACACCAGUAUUUAACUUGUUCAUCGUGUCACUGAUCACAAAACCUGUAGCAGCCUUUUAUUAGUCAGCCUUUUUCCAAAUUUCAAAGAAGAGAUUAUGCUUUUUCUCUCAUAGGUAGAUUAUUAUCGUUUUUAGUUAUUGCAGUUUUUGGACUGCAUAAGUGACUUCUUUUAGCUUCAAGUCUGCUCAGCACACAAGUUAUUUUCUUAUUCUUAUUCUUCUCUACCAUUUAACUUUUGUGUUCUUAUAAAUCUCAGGAUGAUUUGAGUAAUUUAAAAUGUACUUAUUGCACUAAACCUCAGCAAGGAUGGUCACUAGAGAAUAACUGAUUGCUUGGUCUUAUGAUCUGUAUAGAAAGUAUACCUCAUUCUUCAAGUUAAAAAUAGACCUAAAAAAAGAACUUGUAACUUUGUUGUAAAGGUGGUGUGAAAUGCUCAAAUUGAAGGUGUCUGAGCACUAAUUUGACUGUCAGCCAAUCAGUGAUGUGGAUAUAGGUGGCAGGGGGUACAGCUACACUUAUAACUCUCCACUUCUAACACUGUGUCCGUACCCCCUAUCACCUGCAUAAAGUAAAUCAGGCUGAAAGGGAGCCUAACAAGCUCAGUGUAUGUUUGAAUAAGGCAAAGUUCUUGUGUAAUUUUACAGGUGCAGACUUACAGACUUAUAAAUAUAUAAAUUGGAACUAGGUAUUUCUAUUUAAUUACAAGCAUUUCAGAAUUAUUUAGACAAUUCUGUGAAUUCUUAGUGCACACAGAACACUGUCAGUGAGGUCACACAUUCAGUACAGAAACACACUGAAUUACCCAGAAUUCCAGGCUAUAUUUAGAUGUAGACAACAACAGACACUUAACACAGUUGCUUCAUUGUACGGGACCCGUAUAGUUGCCAAUAGUUUUUAAUCUCUGAAUUUAUGAAUUUAAAAUAGGAUAUGCUUAGGAAUUGCAUAUCUUAAUUUUACAUGUUUUUUUCAAAAUCUCUUUUUUUCCAUGCUCAGUGCACUCCCAAACAUUUUUUUUUAUAAUUUUGUGGUGAGUUAUAGCCCUGGAGUGCACAAGUUCACUAUGGGGUUGCUACAGAGUUUGUGAUCAGACUUAACCAGCUGCUUUUUAGAACAACAACCUCUGAAUGUCUCUGCAUACACAUCAGUAAAAGAAUUGUGUAUGCUUGUAGGCCUGUGUAUUGUUUUUUUUGUUUUUUUUACUUUGUUGUACCUGAAAAGAUCAACUCACUCUGAAUUCAGUCUCCCAGCUCUCCAUUCAUUUGAGGCUUGGACACAGCCGUGGACCGAAUCAGGAGGAGGACCCAGUGAUUGAUGUAAACUUAUAUGGAAAUGGCAACAAAGUUUUUGAAGCCAAAUAUGGACUUCCUACAAUAUGGACUUCCUACAAAAGAGGUCACAGAAAUGUAAAGUGCAUUGUCACACCAAGCUGUGCACAAUAGUUUUAAUUUCAUGUUGAGUUUUAGCAAAUCUAUCUCUCUCUAUAUAUAUAUAAAUAUAUAUAUAUAUAUUACAAAUGUGGGGGGUGUGAAAUGAAUUACUCUACACUUAGCAUGACUUUUAAAGUUGAAAAACAAUAUAAAAAAUGAAAAAGAUUAUAGAAAAAAGUAUGUACUGGAAACAUGUUAAAACAAAUAUUAUGCUUAAUUUUGACAGAAUUAUUUUUAUUAAAAUACAUCCUUAAGCUA
Periophthalmus magnuspinnatus is the source of this 4018-nucleotide messenger RNA. RefSeq names its product RAN binding protein 10 (gene ranbp10). Gene Ontology annotation, molecular function: protein binding. The coding region runs from base 143 to 1990 and encodes 615 amino acids. NCBI's taxonomy places the organism in Eukaryota, Metazoa, Chordata, Actinopteri, Gobiiformes, Gobiidae. The transcript has 15 exons. The record is from RefSeq and is a predicted model, not a curated record. Gene Ontology annotation, cellular component: cytoplasm. Gene Ontology annotation, biological process: cytoskeleton organization; cell surface receptor signaling pathway.